CUCGGGAUAGCCCAAUCUGUUAUGGAUAGAUUCGUUUCAACCAUAAAAAACCGCUGAAAUAAGUACUGCUCAAGGUCGCAUUUUGGGGCUGCAUUUGAAAGCCUUAACCAACCUUCAUUCGCGCUGCUGUGACGCAAUCGGUCUUAAAAUGCAGCCUUCAAAGAACGCAGCCCCCGAAUUGGGACAAGAGCGAUCGUGACGCGGUGGAUGGUUUAAAUACAGGAAGUGACGCACCGGCGGCAUGUUAGAAAAAGACGUUUGUUGACAUGGAGCCGUUUAAACAAAGCUCUCGUAACAAUUUUUGUUUCAACUAUAACUAUACCAACGCCGUGAUGCUUGUCACGUGUCGAUCUCUGUGAAGUGUAACGCUCAUCUCCCUGUGAAAGUGGUGAUGUUUGAAGACAUGAGGAGGAAAUCCAGCAAAGCGAGUCGGUUGCGGCUCAGUCCCAAUGAAGAGUCUCAGCUGGUGAAAGAAGAACUGGACAGGAGGAGGAAACUCCGAUUACAGCAGGUGCGUGAGCAGGAGCGUUACAUCGCUCAGCAGGUGCGCAGGCAGGUGCGGGAGAGAAGAGAGACGCAUGUGCAGAUCCUUGCAGAUGCGCUGCAGCACGAAUGGCAGCAGGAGCGGAACGAUAAACUACAGAGCUUAGCCAGAGCCUAUGAGGAGAGCCUUCUGUCGGUCGGCCACGCACACCGCAGCGCACGGGAGAAUGAGUCUGAUUUAGAAGCGGGGGCUCAGAGGAGUAUGGAGAGGCUGGAGCGUGCGGCAGAUAGACACCGGCAGGCGCUCAGAGACCUCACGGCCCGCAGACACGAGGAGGAGCAGCAGCGCUGUCGGCAUGUUGAAGCUCGGAAGAAAGCUCUUCUAGAGGAGAAGAAGAGAGCUUUAAGAGUGGCCAGUCUUCCACCGCCUCCUGCAAACCCCGUAGAGAGCAUUUGGACGAAGGGACGUCUUCCGCUCAAGUCAGCACCUGCAGAACGCUUUUCUGUCACACACCAUCACAUGCCAGAAACAGCCGUGGACAGAGAGACCGACACCAAGCAGUUGGAUGCUCGACAGGCAGCAGAGGAGGAGGUGCGGCGUUUGGAGGAGGUACAGCGAGAGGAAGCUUGCGCUAGGGUGGAGAAACUGGAGAAGGCACGACUUCGAGGAAACCACGCUCUUAAGAAAGAACAAGACACACAGAACCAGACACGGCUGCUGGGUGAACUGGAGCGCCUGCAGCAGGCUGAUUUACUGUGCCGCAGACAGGCAGUGAACCGCAUCCCAGCGCAGAUCUUUCAGCCGCUCUACAGACAGGAAGAGCUCCGAGACGAGCAGCAGCGAGAUCUCGAGAUUGCCUUUCACGACAUGUAUACAAAAGAGUGUGAGGGCCGAGGUAACCAGGUGCUUCAGCUGGUGCCUGAACCUCUUCCACAGCCAUCUGCUGGUAGUCCUAAUGAGGACCUGGAUGUGACUCUUGACCCUGACAGUGAGGAGCACUACACAGUCACCGAGAUACCUGAAUCAUCUGGACCUUCAGGAGACCAUCAUAGACGAGCUCUGAGACGACUGCUUGACCGCAUCAGAGAUGGAAGAGAUCAGGCCCGGCAGGGACAGAGUACUGCUGUGAAAGCGACGUCAGCUGAAGGUGAUGAUGUUAUAGAUGUUUCCAGUAUUGAAACGGGAACUUUAGGCGGCCGGGAAGGAGAGGAUACAGGUGGUGUAACCGAAAGCGAGGCGGUUUCUGAGGUCAGUGAUGAACACAUAGUAGCAGGAAUGAUCCCCAUGGCAGAUGAUGUGAUGCCCGUGUCAAGAGAGAGCAAGAAGAGUGAAUGCAUUGUCCAGCCAACAGAUGAGGCGGUGCUCUUGAGACAACAGCAGGAGCAACUGGUAUUACUGGAAGAACUGGAAGAGAAACGACGAAAGCUCGAGUGGCACUUAAAAGAGGCACAGCAGGAGAGACAGAUGCUGGAAGAUGCUGCACAGGUGCAUUCUGGGAUUGAAGAGGUAAAAGCUCUUCGUGAUCCGGCUCCAGAGAUAACAGCAGGGGAUACACAUACUCUGAGACUCCAUCAGUAUCAACAGCGUCUCCUGGAACAGAACAGGCGUCAUAAAAAGUGUGUUGAGGAUGCUCGACGCAGAUUAGAAGAGUAUCAACAUACUCUGAAAUUACGUCAUGCCAUCGGUAUCAGCACAGCAGCACAAACACUACAGCCAUCUUCUGUUUGCCGUUCUCCCAACAUCAGGACACCUGUUCACCCGUCAUCCCUCGAAAGAGAUGCUAUCCAAACUCAUUCACAGCAGGCUUUGAUCAACCCAGCGGAUCCUGCGUCAUUUGAUGUUAUCAUUAACCCAUCAGUCCUCCAGUGUGGAGUGUCUGUUCGGUGGUCUGAAGACAGGUGUCCUGAAGAGACGUCUUAUGAUGCUCGUGUAGAAGUUGGUGUUUCUGAACGUAAGCAGGUUCCUCUUCCUCCUCCUUCUGUUGUUCUAGAGCUUCUGCGCAACCGACAUCAUCGAGCCGAACAUGCAGAGGUCAACGCACUCCAGACACCAGCACAGACUGAGAUGCGGACGGAUCCUGCCAGAGAUCAUGGUCGCGGAAUGAGCUGUGCAGAAGAGUUCACUCUUAAGAACCCAUUGCUGAAAGCCAUUGAGGAGUCCAGCAGCCACGCCGAACACCCCCACCAGAGACCUUCCCUUCUGCUGCCGGUCUCAAACGAAUGUGCAUAUGAGCAGCAGGUCCCAGUCAAUCGAGGGAAAGUGAAACCACCCGUGUCCCGUACAUCUGCCCGUCUGGCUUUCUUACAGCAGAUGGAGGCACAUGAACUCAGUGCCAUACAGGAGGUGGACACUCCUGUCAAUGUCAGCCUUGAUGCAGAGGUCAGCGAGUGGUGCAGUGCGUCUCUGCCUGCUGUUGUUUCUGAUGGCAGUGUGAGUGAGAGGUCACAGGUCACGGGCAGACUCAGCCGAAUGUCCUGGAGAGAAGCUCUUCUCAUCCACUCAAACACAAGUGUUUCCAGCAUUAACCAGCAGCCAGAGUUUGGUGUGAAUGCGACACCUGAUCGAUCAUCAGUGGAUGGAGAAUGUCUUUCAUCCACUACAGUCUCCACAGGCAGCUUCUCCACUAGUGAACAUGAACCCAAUUGCACUAUUACAGACUCGAACAUUGAGCCGGUUGGAAAGGAGAACUGGGUGUUCCAGCCAUCGACCAAAUCCCCUUCCUGUCAGUCACAGGCAAUGAGGACUUCAGUACAGCAGAUCAUAGAUAAAUACACAAAGGAUCUGGACGCUUCACUGAGAACUGGCAGUGUGCACCCAGGGGUCAACAUCAGUUCUGUGUCUUGGUCCAGUCUCCUUCAGCAGGAACUAUCACACGAUGAAGACAUAUGCGAGCGCCGGAGCUCUGCUGUAGUUCUAUCUAACGCUGAGCUUACAGGUGACUUCUUACCUUUGCAGCCUCAUCCAGACAUAAACUCUUCAUCAUCUUCAUCUAGAAGUCUAGUGAGAAAUGAGCAGGGUAGCCAACCACAGGGGUGGAACGAGGCAGUAAACCGAACCAUCGAACGCUUCUCCGGUCAGUUAUGGUCUGAUCGAGGUCGGAUGACUGGAGAACCAUCCUCCAUGUCUAAAGACCAGGUGCAAGCCUCUGGUUUUAGCCAAUCACAGACGACAGUCACAAGCGUGCUGCAGAAUUCCAUUGGCCAUCAAACCCUUCCGAGUGAAAUCUCCCGUAACUCCACCUCCCCUCAGGUGGAUGAAAGCAUUAUGACUUCAAUCGACGUAGAUCAAAUGGCAGCCCGUGGGCUCUCUGAAGGUCGCGAGUCGGUUUUAAGCCGGCUGAUUGCCCGAGCGUCAGAUAUCGCUUCAUCUCAGAUCCUCGACGAAAGUAACGCCCUUGCUGGUGGUUCAAGGGAAAUGAACCUUCAACAGACAGGUGUAGGAGAUUCGAGUCUCGGUUCGGACGUGGGCCUGUCAGAGAUCAGUUCAGCCGGCCUACAGCGCUCCGUGACAUCAAGCGAUGAUACUUCGGAUUGCUUUCUUUCUCUGCCCACUGAGGUCACACAUAAUGAGAGUCUGGAGUGUUCGCUGCCUGCUUGCAUCGCUCUCCUAACAGAAAUGUCUCGGGCGCAUAUAAACAUCUGCCCACCUGAUACCUCUGCUUCUGACUGCCUGGAGCCAAUGGACCCUUCCCUUCCAUCGUUCACUUUUGACCCAUCGCUCCAUCAGCUCAGAGCAGACAUGCUGAUUCAGUCCAAGUCAGACCUGCACGUUUCAAUGGAGCAGCUCUCUCUUACCCAUGAUUCCCUCUGUGAAAUGGAUAUAUUGGCUGAGCCCACUGCUUCAGAUGUCAGCCGCAUUCGAUCCUCCCCCUGUGCACAGGAUGAAAAGUGUGACCUUGCGUCUCGCUCGGCUGUCGAAAACACACUAGACAGGUUAUUGGAUAGAGUCCAGGAGUUGGCCGAUUUAAAGGGCAUUCUUGAAGAAUCUACCAUCUCAUUUGUCAGUUUACAAGAGUCAACAUUACAAGAUCCUGACAUCACUGGAUUAGAGGAACAGACAGAGAGUGUGUCUGAAGCUAAACCUGGAAAGGAGUCGUUAGAAGAGAAGGAAAUGCGGAAGGAACCUGAUCUCAGUGAGGGCAAAGUGGAGGGCAGCAGUCAAUCAGAGCGCCCAGAAUCAUCCUUCUCUCAUAAAGUAGUGAUGCUGGAGUUUCAGUCUUCCUCUCCUCGAAAGCAGGAGGCGUUACUAGGGCGACGACAUCAUCUCGCCCAACGCUCCGCACUUAGGGCUGCAAAUGUCAAGGCUAAAAGGGCAGAGCUGAGCAAAAUGUCGGGAGUCGUUCAAAAUGUGUCCAAACCCACUUUAUCACCAGACCGCAGCGUACAGAAAUUAGAAACAGCAGUUUGUAGAUUAAAGACUGUGAGUGAGAUCAAGAUUUGCACCCCUGAACAGAGAUGCUUGGAGGAGGGGGAGAUGUAUCAGCGCACUCAAAGAUUGUACAGUCAGUUAGAAGAAGUCAAACAGAAGAAGGUGCUCCACAGCCGUCAGAAAGCCCAUGCCAAAAACCGAGAGAAGGCCAAGGAGUUUCAGAGGAAGACAUUGGAAAAACUGAGGGCUAAACAAAACGGAUGACGUUCUUUUCAACAGAUGACACUUGUGUUUUUGACAAAAUUUAUGCUGGCAAAGCACUUUUUUCUGUAUGUAUUCAAUGUAUUUUCUCUGUAUUUUAAGUAUUUUUUUUAUGAAUUGCGGUGUCUGUGUCUUAGCACAUCAAAAUAAACUUGAAGUCUCAUUUCAA
Messenger RNA from Triplophysa dalaica, 5282 nucleotides. It is a transcript of the gene cep295, whose product is annotated as centrosomal protein 295. The coding region runs from base 392 to 5116 and encodes 1574 amino acids. Gene Ontology annotation, cellular component: cytosol; centriole; centrosome. The record is from RefSeq and is a predicted model, not a curated record. Gene Ontology annotation, biological process: regulation of centriole replication. Lineage: Eukaryota; Metazoa; Chordata; Actinopteri; Cypriniformes; Nemacheilidae. The transcript is spliced from 31 exons.